Penicillium cinerascens is the source of this 189-nucleotide messenger RNA. RefSeq lists its product as uncharacterized. The transcript is spliced from 2 exons. The record is from RefSeq and is a predicted model, not a curated record. Bases 1 to 189 code for a protein of 62 amino acids. Lineage: Eukaryota; Fungi; Ascomycota; Eurotiomycetes; Eurotiales; Aspergillaceae.
AUGACCCCCGUGUACCAAAACCACGAUGCCGAGGGCCAAUGCUGGCAGCUCGGGGCUCCGGAUGACGGCACGGCAGGAUGGCGACUUGCCGACGUCACUGCCAUUCCCCCUUCAGGGAUAGGCUGGUACCGGGAUAUACAUCGACAGAUGUCCCCAGUAGAGAGGAAUCGGGAAUACGCCAGUAUCUAG